AUGGCCCGCGUGUGGCUACAGCUUGUUAUGUGCAAGGCAGCGGCAGCAGCAGCAGCAGCAGAAUCGGCGCAUGACCAGCAGCAGCAGCAGCAACAGCAGCAGCAGCAGCAAGUGCAAGCACCUAGUGCACAGCAGCAGGAAUCUAAAAAGCUGCUGAAUCUGCAGCAAUCGCAGCAGCAAGAGGCACAGCACCAAGGUUCUCAGCAACAGCAGCAGCCGCAGCAGCAGCGAGAGCAAGAGCAACAGCUGCUGCAGCAGCGCCAGCAGCAGCAGCAGCAACAACAACAAGAGCAACAGCUGCUGCAGCAGCGCCAGCAGCAGCAGCAACAGCAAGAGAAACAGCUGCUGCAACAGCGCCAACAGCUGCAGCAGCAGCAGCAGCAAGAGCUGCAGCAGCAGCAACAGCAAGAGCUGCAGCAGCAGCAGCAACAACUGCUGCAGCAGCAGAUGCAGCAGCAGAAACUGCAGCAGCAACUGCAGCAGCAGCAGCAGCAACAGCAGCAGCUGCAGCAGCAGUUGCUGCUGCCGCGUGUGAAGGAAGAGCCUUCACAGCAAGCUGCUGGGCCCGCAGCAUUCUCCGCAUUACUUUCUGCAGCAGCAGCAGCAGCAGAACAAAAGGCAGCUGAGCAGCCAGGAGCAGCAACAGUCCAGAUGGAUGGAAGAGCAGCAGCAGCAGCAGCAGCACAAGUAGCACGCGAGCCAGCCGAAGCGGCACCAGACGCGGCAGCAGCAACGGCAGCAGCAGCAACCGUAGCAGCAGCACAUGCAGCAGCAGCAGAAUUGGAGGCGCUGCAGCAGCACUUGAGCUGCUGCAGCGGCCGCCCUGGUCUCUCGUUUGCUGCUGAUAAGGGACAAUGGAUCAUCGACACAGUUAGGGCCCUGCCUGCUGCUGCUGCUGCUGCUGCUGCUGCUGCAGCAAACAGCAGCCUCCUCACUUUCAGCGUGCACACCCUGGGGUGGCAGGGGGCCCGAGCUGCUGCUGUUCGCUGCUACGACGAAUUGGCAGCAGCAGCAGCUGCUGCAGCAAAGACAGCAGCGACAGCAACGGCAGCAGCAGCAUCAGCGACUGCAGCAGCGGGUGCUGCUGCUGUUGAGCCUGCGUGCAGCAGCAGCAGCAACUGCAAGGACGGUUCUGCUGCAUUUGCUGCUGGUGAGGCAGCAGCAGCAACAGCAGCAGCAGCUACUUCUCCCUCAGACGCAGCCACGAGCCCAGCAGCAGCAGCAGCAACAGCAGCAGCAGGUACAGCAGCUGCAGCAGCAGGGAUUAAACAGCAGAGGGGAGGUGGGGGCGGGCGGCAGCAGCAGCAGCAGCUGCCAUCUCUUGAGGAGCUGCUUGCUGCAGUGCAGCGAGUAGAUGUCCCCUGCGAACCAGCAGCAGCAGCAGCAGCAGCAGCAGGUAGGCGCCAGCUUUCCCACAGCCUCAGCGGCGAAGCGCUGCCUAACAGCAGCAGGAGCAGCAGCAGCAGCAGCAGCAGCAGCUGGACAAUACAGAAUCUGUUUAGGCCGCACCUCCGCUUCAGCCGCAGCACAGCAGCAGAUGCAUUUAAGGGGGGCGCGUGGAGACUUGAGUGGCUGCAGCCGCGGCAGCAGCAGCAGCAGCAGCAGCAGGGUCAGCAGAUUGAAGCAGCAACAGCAGCAGCAGCAGAGCCGCAGGAGCUGCAGCAGCAGGUGCAGCAGCUGCUGCUGCAGUCCCUCGCGCUGCAGCGGGAGUGCAUCAGCAGCAAAGGCAGCAGGAAGCAGCUGCCGCAGCAGCUGCAGCAGCUCGAGCAGCAGCCGCCCAAAAACCCCAAACCCUAG
Molecule: messenger RNA, 1797 nt
Organism: Eimeria tenella
Lineage: Eukaryota; Apicomplexa; Conoidasida; Eucoccidiorida; Eimeriidae
Exons: 4
Coding region: 1-1797 (598 amino acids)
Source: RefSeq, a predicted model, not a curated record